CGGAAGAGAAGCCAGCCUCUUUCCCAGCCAUCUUUUGGCUUCACUAGCAAGCGAGCUCCGCGCUCCAGGCCUCGUAGAAUCGGAGGACAUCCACCUCUCUAGGGGCCAUCAUGCCCGGGCAUUUGCAGGAAGGCUUCGGCUGCGUCGUCACUAAUCGUUUCGACCAGCUAUUUGACGACGAAUCCGACCCCUUCGAGGUGCUGAAGGCGGCCGAGAACAAGAAGAAGGAGGGAGCGGGGGCACCGGGCCAGGGCGCAGUCAAGACCGCUGCCCAGCUCGCCAAGCAGCCCAAGAAGGAGUCUCAGAAGGACCGCAGGAACCCGCUGCCCGACAAGAAGGACGAGGCGCCGCAGCCGGUGCCCCUGAAGAAGGAAGGGAUCAGAAGAGUUGGCAGGAGGCCCGACCAGCAACAGCAGCAGCCGCCACCACCACCACCGCAGCAGCAGCAGCAGCAGCCGCCGACUUCACAGGCCCCACAGGGUGAAGGGAAACCUACCGACAGAAGACCUGUCGAGAGGCGGCCACCUCGUGAACGCCGCUUUGACAAACCAGCUGAAGAAAAGGGUGAAGCAGGGGAAUUCUCUGUGGACAGGCCCCUUGGCGAAAGGCCACCUCGUGGUCGCGGCGGCCCAGGCAGAGGUGGACGCGCACGUGGACGUGGUAUUGGCAGGGGUGAUGGCUUUGACUCCCGUGGCAAACGUGAAUUUGACAGGCACAGUGGCAGCGACCGAGCUUCUUCACAUUUCAGUGGCCCGAAGCAUGAGGACAAGAGGGGCGGCAGCGGAUCCCACAACUGGGGAACUGUAAAGGAUGAACUGAGUGAACUGGACCAGUCAACCGCAACCGAAGAGACUCACGAAACCGAAGAACAACCCGCCGCCGACUCUGAAAACAAGGAGAAUGAGGCUGAAGAGGUGAAGGAAGAGGGGCCCAAGGAAAUGACCCUGGAUGAAUGGAAGGCCAUGCAAGACAAAGAGCGUGCAAAAGUGGAGUUCAACAUUCGGAAACCAAACGAAGGCACUGACAGCCAAUGGAAGAAAGGCUUCGUCCUCCACAAGUCUAAGAGCGAAGAGGUUCAUGCAGAAUCUGAAGGUUUGGAUCAUCACUUCCGCAGGCCUGCAAAUGACAUCACUUCCCAACUUGAGAUCAACUUUGGAGACCUUGGACGCCCUGGCCGUGGGCGUGGUGGUGGGAGAGGGACCCGCGGACGCGGUACAAGGCCCAGUCGUGGAAUUAGAACUGACAAGUCAAGCGUCUCGGCCCCUGAUGUAGAUGACCCUGAGGCUUUCCCAGCUCUGUCGUAAACUGGAUGACUAAAGUCCCAUCCUGGUGCCCCUGCGGGCCCCUCCCUUCUACGAGGCUUGCAUGCUUAAGGAUCCUAAACAACUACAAAAUUAAAAAACUGUCGAUCAUACCAUUCACACCUAUGGACUGAAUUUUAUCUGUUUUAAAAGAAAAAAAAAAGAAAAAACAAAAAGGACUUCUCUCGCUACUCAGAAGCAACCAUACGGUAGUUGAGUUUUGUAUUUAGAUACGUACUGGUAGCAGGGACGUUUUACAUAAUUUUUUCCAGAGAUUAUGCAUUCUUCAUGGAUACUUUUUGUAUGGCUGCUUGAAAAUAUGCGUUUCCAAACUUGAAAUAUAGGUGUUAAAAGUGUGUACCAGUUAAAGCUUUCACUUCAUCUGUGUUUUUAUUCUCUUCCCCAAAAAAAAUAUUUUCCCUUUUUUGACUUUUUUUUUUUUUUUUUUAAUGUAGUUUUAUGCUAACACUAGGAUUUUUAUUUUAUUUUUUUUUAGGCUUUAGAUUUAGCAUAUGAGCACUUGCCCUGCAUAAUUUAGAGAGAAGUUGACUUUUUUUUUUUUAUUUUUUUUUUGGGAUACCGAAUUUCAAUUUGGAAAGGUAUGCAAUAGUGGUAGUAUAAUUUUUGUUUUUAGACUUUAACAAAGGAAAAAAAAAAUUGGGCACCCAAGCAGUCUGCUGGAAUUUUAGCUGUUUUUUUUUUUUUUUGUUUUUUUUUUUUCCCAGUCCCAUAUUUUUGUUGGUUUUUUAUUUUUUGUCCAAGCGCACAAUAGCUUUAAAUCAUAAAUGUGAAAUGUGCAGCUGAAUUUCCUGGGGGAAGGGGUGGGUGGACAGACUAUAGCAUAUAAUUUUUUAUUUUUUCCUUUUUUGUUUUUAAGUACACAUGAAGAAACUAGACUUCCGUUUUCCAAGUCUAAUGUGUAAUCCAGUGAUGAAUAUCCAGUAAUGUUUUUGCUGCAACCCUUGUAUAAGGAAAAAGCGCUUUAUAAAUGGAACUGACGAGGUCUCUGUGUCCUCCAAAGCCCAUCUUGUGCUAGGAGGGGUGAAGGGAAAUGAUUCCUUCUCAUUUUUACCCCAAAUCUUUCUAUAUUUUCAGCUUCUCGGUUUCACUGGUUGACAAAUGAAUGUUCCUCUCGUUAGGGAAUGUUAAAAAAAAAAAAAAAAAUUCCGCUCCCUUUUUAGUUUUUUUUUUAAAUAUUAUUUAAAUUGCUCAUAUUGAGGGGGGGAGAAAAAAAGACCACUUCAAAAACAAAAAAAGGACACGAAAGAAAAACACAAAAAAAAUACACAAAAAGAAUAAAAAAGAUAAAAACGUUGUCUACAGUGUUUGUUAGGAUAAGAUACUCUUAUUUAAUAUUCUUUUUACACUUUUUAGCAGGCUAUGAAAUUUGUAGAUUCUUAUCUGCAUAGUUAAAAAUAAUAAUACAGAUAUUAUCGCCCUAUUUUUAUAAACACUGUACGGCCGACAAAGUAUCCAGAACAGUCUAGCACCGCGAGAAUGUGCGAUCGUCAAUGUUCCUGUGCCCCUUUGCAGUUUUGUACUUUGCCGGAUGUCCUUCCAGCACUGGCGCGGGGUCAGUGGUUUUUAUUUUUAUUCAACUGGCUUGGCUGUUAUGAGAUUAUUUUCUAGAAGAUGUAAUUUACUACGAGGCUUCAAAACCAGAGGUAUUAUAAAUGGCAGUGCAUUAACUUACACUGGAGACAAGCCUGCACAGAGCUCACGCCAUUCCUUGCCGGGAAAUGCCAAGCGGACUGGGACAUUUUUACUCGUCUGUGGUUCCCCUUGGGUGGAUAGUUGCAUGCCCUCUGAGACAUGGGUGUUAAUCUUGGGGUGCUCAUUAGGUCUCCCUAGUGCGUGUGCUGUGCUGCACCUUUAUAGAGCAGCGCCUCCACAUCGCAGCUGCUUUUUUUUUUUUUUGCAAUAUGGAAUAACCCCUCUAAAGGGGUUUUCUAGUAAAAAUUAAUUUUAUUUUAUUUUUUUAGCAAGUGCCCGCAGCAUGUCCCUAAAACUGUAGAUUCAUACUUGUCUGCUCCAUGCCGCUCCAGUCCUCAUGCCAUGCCUAUAGCCAGCCACAUGUAAACAGCACGGAGACUGGAAGAUGGAAAAAGAGGGGGCAGCGCGAAGGACCGGAGAGACAUGAAGAAAGCAAGUGUGAAUAAUUUCCCUUUAAGGAAUUGUGUACAUUGGCAUCAGUCAUCUGUAGAUGCGAAUGAGAUACUAGAUGUAGGACAGCAUAGGAAUAUGUGCACAAAUUUUUCUGUAUAUGUCCAUCUGCAUUUAAACAAUGUCUAAUGUUAAUCAUUGAUGCACAUUUUGGUGCAGUUCAGUACCGGGCAUUGCCUAAAUAGUCACGUUGCUGCAGAUUUAAUGUGUGCAACUUACACCACUUGUGUGCACCCUUAACUAAUGCCUGAACCCUAGUACAAGUCACAUACAGGGCCCCGGCAGUUGUCACGGGGAGAGCCAUUGCACCCUGCCCACUGAGAUCAUGUAGUAAUGCACAGAUACCAGCAGCCCUCUACUGCGAGAGCCGAUGAUGUGAUUUUUAGGGGGCCCAGCUUCUCGCCUCCAUGUGCCCUACCAAAGCAUAGGGAUUUAGCCUGUCCAAAAGCAGACCUCUCCUACAACCAUGCUUUAGCUGUACAUUUCUGAAAAGCACUGCAUUUCUGAUCCAGAGGUUCGAAGCUGGCCUCAGUGGCAGCAAAGAAUAAGUAACGUAUAAUAUGUUGUAAAGUUUGCAGCUCUUUUCUAAUGUGAACUUCUUCUUCUGCCUGUCUGCCAAAUAGUUUACCCUGUGGAAGCACUGAUUACUCUUGUGGUUUCUGUGGCCGCAGCAAAUUUGCUUUAUUUUAUUUUUUGGGGAUUUCUUUAAGUUCUUAAGCUGCAAUGCAAUCAGGUUGCCCCAGGUCAGUGGAUAAAAUAAGCCCGUGCUCUGCAAAAAAUAAAAAUAAAAUAUAUGUAAAAAAAUAAAAAUCCUGUAGCGAAAAAAAAGUUCAUCUGACUUAGUUGAUGAUGUUUCAUAGUUGUAAAUUUGCCUCCAGUCCAUUUUAUGUGCGAACUGAAACUGUGAACCAACCUGUCUUUGGAUGCUAAUUGAAUUGAAGGUUAAUUUUCAUGCUCUUGCCGGUCUGACGGGAAGUGCCGCAGCAGCGUGAAUAUUCCUGCACAAUGAGGGCCACGCAAGGCUUUGUGCCUUCAGCUCUUCCAGAUUUUGCUUUGGUCCCCCCCCAUGACAGAACUUGUGUAGCUCGUCCAGGACUUGCGUGCGCAGGCAUGAAAGUUGACUGCGGCUUUUGGUAACAAGGCAAAAUUUACAAAAAUGGAACAGAGAAAACCAGUCCAGGUAAGAGGUCUGUAGAAACGGGCAACAUUUAUUUUGUAUAUCUGUCAAUGCUAAAAUAAAAUUGCUGUGUAUUUAUGGCCAUA
Molecule: messenger RNA, 4727 nt
Organism: Bufo gargarizans (Asiatic toad)
Lineage: Eukaryota; Metazoa; Chordata; Amphibia; Anura; Bufonidae
Gene: SERBP1
Product: SERPINE1 mRNA binding protein 1
Exons: 8
Coding region: 111-1304 (397 amino acids)
Cellular component (GO): nucleus; cytoplasm
Molecular function (GO): mRNA 3'-UTR binding
Source: RefSeq, a predicted model, not a curated record